Pangasianodon hypophthalmus (striped catfish) is the source of this 1413-nucleotide messenger RNA. It is a transcript of the gene dnajb1a, whose product is annotated as DnaJ heat shock protein family (Hsp40) member B1a. The transcript is spliced from 3 exons. Bases 387 to 1394 code for a protein of 335 amino acids. Gene Ontology annotation, molecular function: Hsp70 protein binding; transcription corepressor activity. Gene Ontology annotation, cellular component: cytosol. Lineage: Eukaryota; Metazoa; Chordata; Actinopteri; Siluriformes; Pangasiidae. The record is from RefSeq and is a predicted model, not a curated record.
GCAGAAACACGUCACACAUUUUGAAGACGAGGCACGAGCUUUUCUCGAACUUUCUCUGGGUUCAAAUGAUGAGGUCGAGUUGUUUUUUUUUUUCCUGACGGGUGUAAAAACUUUUUAAUAGUCCCAAUUUGGUAGUUUUUAACACUUAAGGAAUGCGGAGGGGUUUAUUUAGGAUAAACACGACGAAUUUGUUUAAAAAGAAAGAGGAAAGUGUGUGUGUGUGUGUGUGUGUUUGUGAAGAGACUGUUUUUAUUUGGUUAUAACCGCCGGUUAUUUAACGGAAUAAAUCUCUAAUUUCAUGAGCUCUCAAUGGCUCGGACAGCUGUUUAACCCGAUAGUUAGGAGUUUUAAUAUUAAUUGAAAACACGCACAUAUUUUUGUUUGUAAUGGGUAAAGAUUAUUAUAAAGUCCUGGGCAUACAGAAAGGCGCUUCUGACGAUGAGAUUAAGAAAGCGUACAGAAAGCAGGCGUUGCGCUAUCAUCCGGAUAAAAACAAAGCCCCUGGAGCUGAGGACAAAUUUAAAGAGAUCGCAGAAGCUUACGACGUGCUGAGCGAUGCCAAAAAGAAAGAUAUUUAUGACCGAUACGGUGAAGAAGGACUUAAAGGUCACUCCGGAGGUUGCGGCGGCAAUGGCCCGAGCUACACUUUCCACGGAGACCCACACGCCAUGUUCGCCGAGUUCUUUGGCGGCCGCAGCCCGUUCGAUCAGUUCUUCGCGCACGGCGCUGAUGAUGAUGACAUGGACGUGGACGACCCCUUCGCCGCGUUCGGCAUGGGAGGCAUGGGAGGCUUUCCCAGGUCCUUUAAGACUCGCAUUGGCGGUGCACACGCGGCGCGGGAGAAGAAAAAAGACCCUCCUGUUAUUCACGAGCUCAAAGUGAGCUUGGAGGAGGUGUUCUCCGGCUGCACCAAGAAGAUGAAGAUCUCGCGCAAGCGGCUGAACCCGGACGGCUGCACGGUCCGCACCGAGGACAAGAUCCUCACCGUGAACAUCAAGCCCGGCUGGAAAGAGGGCACGAAGAUCACGUUCCCCAAAGAGGGAGACGAAACGCCCACCAACAUCCCCGCCGACAUCGUGUUUGUCGUAAAAGACAAGGCGCAUCCGGUGUACCGCAGAGACGGCUCCGAUAUCAUCUACCCUGCGAGGAUAUCCCUCCGAGACGCACUGUGCGGCUGCUCGAUCACUGCGCCGACGCUGGACGGCCGGUCCAUCACCGUGACGUCUCGCGACGUCAUCAAACCGGGCAUGAAGAAGAGGAUCGUGGGAGAGGGACUGCCCCUGUCCAAAUAUCCCGAUAAGAGAGGGGACAUGGUGCUGGAGUUCGUUGUGAAGUUUCCGGACAAAGUGACGCAGAACACUCGCGAUGCUCUGCUGCAGAUUCUCCCACCGUGAGCGGCCAGGUCGGGGGGGG